Messenger RNA from Paramecium pentaurelia, 645 nucleotides. Lineage: Eukaryota; Ciliophora; Oligohymenophorea; Peniculida; Parameciidae. The record is from the annotation of a GenBank genome assembly.
AUGGGGAAUACAUGUUUACAUAGAUUUGACAAUUAGAAAUAAAAAAUGAUAAAAAUAAAUGGAUAUCCUAAGUUAAAUUGUCCAAACAAGUUAAUUUUAGAGCCUAGUAUAUAAAAUAUAACAUAAAAUUUGGAUACUUUUGAAGAAGACUUUUUUAAAAGUGAAUUUUAAUUUGAUAUUUAAUCUGAUAAUCAAAGAAAUUAUAGUACAAGUAAAGUAAAAUUAGGAUCAAGCAUUGAAUAAAUCAAUAAAUCAAAAUAAAUUGAAUGUCCUUCUAAUUUCAAUGAAAAAUGUGAUUUUCAAUAAGAUAAUUAAUUAAACUUGUUUAUGAACCCUAAGAAUAAUAAUAAAAAUGUUUUUAUAUAGGGUUAGAAAACAAAUCAUUAAAAAAAAAUAAAAUAAAAGGUUUCACUAUAAAAAAUAGAAAAACCAAAAAGUAUUCUUAAAACUCAUAAAAAAUAACAUAAUUCAUCUUUUAAUAGUUUCUAAUGUGCAAAAUGCUAACAUACAGUUACUUUUAGCCUUGCUACUUGUAAUUCUAGAAAUUCAAGAUCUUUAUCACCUUUGUUAAAUUCCUAAUCAAUUGAUUUAUAACCAGUAAAUAGUAGAAGCAUGACUUAUUUAUAAUAGUUUCCUUACUUGUGA